Molecule: messenger RNA, 468 nt
Organism: Quercus robur (English oak)
Lineage: Eukaryota; Viridiplantae; Streptophyta; Magnoliopsida; Fagales; Fagaceae
Exons: 1
Coding region: 1-468 (155 amino acids)
Molecular function (GO): nucleic acid binding; RNA-DNA hybrid ribonuclease activity
Source: RefSeq, a predicted model, not a curated record
AUGAAUUGCUUCAAACUGAAUUUUGAUGGGGCUUCUUUUCCGGAGUUGGGUAAGGCUGGACUGGGAGUGGCCAUCCAUGAUAGCCAAGGGAACAUGAUUUCUUCACUGUUGGAACAAGCGCCGCUACCAUUCUCCGCAGAUAUCGUGGAAGCCAUGGCAGCUGCAAGGGCUUUGGUUUUUGCUCAAGAACUGGGUAUAGCUGAAUUCGUUCUUGAAGGAGAUUCAGAAGUGGUGAUCAACUCCCUUCGCAGUAGUGAAACCUCUUUCUCUUCAUUUGGACAUCUACUGGAAUCAGCUAAGUCCAUGCUUGUGUCAAGUAAGUGCAUAAACUUCUCCCAUGUACGUAGAAGCGGUAAUAAAAUAGCCCAUAACCUAGCUAGACAUGCAAGAAAUGUCAGAGGUUUGUCAGUGUGGAUGGAGGAUGUUCCACCACACUUAAUUGAUGUACUCUUCACCGAUCCUGACUGA